Messenger RNA from Trichoderma atroviride IMI 206040, 2628 nucleotides. RefSeq lists its product as uncharacterized. Gene Ontology annotation, biological process: regulation of transcription by RNA polymerase II. The record is from RefSeq and is a predicted model, not a curated record. NCBI's taxonomy places the organism in Eukaryota, Fungi, Ascomycota, Sordariomycetes, Hypocreales, Hypocreaceae. Gene Ontology annotation, cellular component: nucleus. Gene Ontology annotation, molecular function: RNA polymerase II cis-regulatory region sequence-specific DNA binding; DNA-binding transcription factor activity, RNA polymerase II-specific.
ACCUACAGAGCUCGACCUCGCUGCUCACAGCAUAAACGACCUCUCCCCAACAGGUUCGGCAUACACCACCAGUUUCUAUCACAAUGCACGCCCGCGACGCCGCAGGCCGCAAGGUCUCUCUCCUCAACGACGACACCAGCAGCUGGGCCGAGAAGCCGACUUACUACCACCAGACGAGCUUCCCCUACUCCAGCCGGCCCUCGGUGCGUCCUCUGCCGCCUCGCAGCGACUCUUCCUCGCCAAACACCCCCGAGCUCCUGCGCUCGGAUUCCUACGACUCUCAGCUCAGCGACGCCAUUUCACCCAUGACGCCGUCUGUGGACUUCAGCUACAUGCGAGCCCCGGCCUUUGCCUUUGGGCACGAAUACACCGCCGAGGGCCCUCCCGCUAAGCGCCCUGCCUAUGGAGACUGCAGUCCCUCAGCCUCUUGCGAAGAAGACAGCUCCGCUGCGUCCUCAGUCUCCGAGCGCCCCGUCAAGCGCUAUCCUUGCCGCUACCGCGAGAGCCAUGGAUGCGAAAAGACCUUCACCACCUCGGGCCAUGCCUCGCGCCACUCCAAAAUCCACACGGCGGAAAAGGCCGUCCAGUGCACAUUCCCCGGCUGCCACAAGAAGUUCACCAGAGCCGACAACAUGAAGCAGCACCUGGAAACCCACUACAAGGACAAGACGCGCAGCUCCGGCAGCCAGCGCUCCAGCAAGGCCUCUCUGGCUUCUGACGCCCGGCGCAGCUCGACCUCGUCCAGCCGCAGCCGCUCUUCCACCACGGGCCCCGAUUCCUUUGUCUUUUGGGACUCCAGCGAGCUUCACCACAAGCAGAACCCCUUGCCGACGUCCCCGCUCCCGCAGCCGACCGGCAGUGCGGGCGCCUGGGAUAUGCGCGGUUUCGAGCUCCCAUUGCUCAACCGUCCUUCCGCAGUCGGUGGCGUGCCCAGCGGUCUCGACGCCCUGGCCAUGGCCAUUGCCUGUCAAGAAGGCGGCAUGGUAUGAGGAGAGAGUGACUGGCUUUUUGCCGAGUAUUACUUCCUUGCUGCCUCUCUUCUUUCUCUCUCUGCCUAUUACUACUGUUAUUACCCCUCCGCCACUUUCACAAAUUCCUCGGCAAAUCCACCCGCGCACCGCAGUGCACAGCACAGCUAGGGUUUCUGCGGUUACAUCUUGAUGGAUACCAGAAAAUUCAAAAUUCAAAAAACGAAGAAAAAAUAUUUUAACCGAAAGAGACCACAGAGAGAGUAAUUUUUAAUGUUCCGCACACCCAUUACAACAUAAAACAAGGAUAGCGACAACAAAAGACUUCAGUUCCACCUUGUCGAUUUGCAUUACGAAUCUUUCGGUCGGGAGAUGUACACACCACACUCGGUGGAUGUUACAUGGCGUUUGGAUGCGAUCUGCUCUCGAGCAUUUCCAUUAUUAUCAUGAUUUUCCUUUUUCCAGUUUCUUUUUCUUUAUACCUUUUCCCCCUCGCCAGCUCAAAGUAAGUCUCCUGAGAGGAGACUUUUUUGCGUGGCCUGGCAGCGUGGGAGGUACAUAUAUCAUUACACGAAAGGUCGCAAGAUACAUGAAUGGCGCCUUGGUUGAUUUGUUUUCCAAUGUUUCUCUUCUUCUCUUUACCCUCUCAUCAUUACGGGAGUCUUCUUCUCUUCUUUUUUAUAUGUCUUUUUAAACCUGUUGCUUCAAUUUCUCCUGGUCAGGGCUCUUGUUUUUAUGCGCGCUCUGAUAUCCCACGCUUUAUGUACACAAACUCCGCCAUCUUCCCGGAUGUCGAGAGGUGACGAGGGAGGCUUCAUCAUUUCUAUCAUGGCGUUUUGGUGGCUCCAAUGGACAAGAGAGUAUUGGUGUGCUUUACACUUAGAUGUGAUGCAUGUAUGAGAGGAUUCAAAAAGGAGAUGAGUGUUAAUGGCUGUAUAUACGAUUGGUAGUUCGCUUUUUGGGCCUGGGACGGGAUUGGGAUUCAAUUGAUACCACUUUGUUGACUUUAGUAAUCGACUUUACGAUUUUCUUGAGCAUACUUGUCCAGAGUAAUAAAGCGUGAUCGAUGCUUGCUAUAACAACAGCUUGGGGAUUCACAUGGAACAUGAAGAAUUACUUGAGCACUACUGAUCCUCUUCCCCUUUGUUAAUGUGACUACAGCAAACUUUGCAUUGUCCAUAACCUAAAACCAUGGCGGCAGAAGAGGAUUGCGCCAUAAAACACUCAAUCAUAGGGUAGCCUCAAGCUGAUGUUGGUCGUGCAAUUCAUACACGUUACACGGGACUCUAUAGAUGGUAAUGUUACUUUUGUUUUUUUAUGUUUUUUUUCUUUUCUUUUCUUUUCUUUUCUUAGUUUAUGUAAAUCUUACAGCAAUGAACGUUACAUGAGACACUGUCGUAGCUUUAAUUUAGCUUCACUGUUCCUCCUUAGUUUGUCUCACUCGUUACGAGUUUUGCAUGAGACAUUGGGGAAUUUAUAUCACAAGUCAAUUUUUUUUUACUGCCCUUUGUCCAUUCCUCGUGAACCCUACACGUCAUUCAAGUCAUUAUUUAACAAUAUUGCAAAAAUUCGGAUUUAUAGGGAACAUUGUCUUGGACAAUAUAGGCAUAUGAAGCAUCGUCGGUGUCGCCUCUCCUCGGAGUUUACCAAUGAUGACGGC